AUGAUUGAUCGUGUUAUCAGCGACUGGACUAGUUGUAAUGGAAAAUCGAGUUCCACCACCAGUUUAACAGAAGAGACGGCUAUUUCAAAAUCAUUCGAUAACUUACCUAGGUUCACCAACUUAUCGAUUUUCCAAGUAGACCUGGGCAACUAUACCUUCACUAAUUCCAGUUCUGAUACCAACCUUCAAACCGAUGGCGGGAUUGAAAGUUAUGAGAUAAGUGAGAAGUCGACUAGUGGUACACCAGAUAUUGUUGAUAACGAGUUCUACAUCAAGUCGUUUAAUAGUAAACUCAGUACUGUGUCCGGUCAUGCUAAUAUUUUUCGGAUCGAAAGAAUCAAUGAUUUCUUAGAACUAUUUCAAUUCUACUAUACUAACAAGUUAUUACCUUCUGAGAAGUGUUUUCCUUAUUUUCACGGAUUGAAUAGCAUUAGACAACGAAUCUUUUUUUGUGGGAAUCUGAACAUAGAAAACCCUGAAUCAUUUGCUUCUGAAAGCAAUGUUGUCUUGCCUGAUCUGUUGAAGGAUCAUUUCCAUUUGAUGUUUAUCAACUCAAAAGAAUCAGGCCGUCAACUAAACAACCUGUGCUUUUUAAGUGACUUGCUAACGCCCAAGGAGGAAGAAAUUAAUUUUAAUGCACCUCAAGAACAUGCUGAGUUUGUUCAGUACAAAGCAUUUAAUCAUAUUAAUGAAUUUUCACCUGUACUAAACGAAUUAAAUAAUCGUAACUUUUCUGAGCAAAUGAAACUAAUGGCACCAUUAUCCAAUUUUUUAAUUUAUAAUGAUUCAAUGGAUUUUUCGAUUAAUUUGAAUUCAGCAUUAACUAUAAAUGAAUUGACAACUAACAAAUUCAUUUAUAUUGUUGACGUACCACAGCAGGACUGGAAUCUGCUAGAUCAGAACUAUUUCUCCCAUACCAAUGAAGUUGAUUUAUUUCGUAAAGAGCAGAAUAUGCUUUUAAAUUUGAAUUCUAUGAAAUCCCCAUUGUACAAUGUUUUUACUGGUACAGUAAAGGAUUUUCAAUCUAUAGUCACUACCAAUCAUGCGUUCAAAUUAUUUAUUCAUUGUCAUAAAGAUGCAGAAUUCCCCAAGUUAUAUGAGUUGCAAAAGUUCCUAGACAAUACGAAGCAUGACAUACCAUUAUAUUUGGAGUUUCCUUCGUCUGGCUCAUUACACUCUUCGUCAAUAACAUUUAAUCAAACAUUAUGCUACCUAAAUGUUUUGAAAUUGAUACACCAUUAUGCUAGAAUCCAUGAUGAAAACGUAUUUAUUUUCUCCGGAGAUGGAUUUACAGAGUUAUCCAUGUUAACGUUAUCACUUGGCUGUCUAUGGGACAUUGAUAAGAAAUGUGGAUUAAUUGAAGAAGUUAUAUUGACCUUAUUGGGUAGCGAUAAAGACCUACGUCUCUAUUUUUUCAAGAAUGACUUGGUUCUCUUAAAAAAAAUCGAAAGAAUAAUUAAUUGGGUCAAAUUAUUAAAGUUACAUGACCGAGAUCUUGUCCUUGAUUUAGAUUAUAAUGAGAUUAACAUUUCUUAUAAUUUAAGCCUUCAAAAUAUACCUCCGCUACAUUAUGACUGGUUCAACUUUGAAGAAGAUAACAAUUUUCCUUCAAAAAUUCUACCCAAUCUAUAUCUUGGUUCGUUAAGACAUGCAUCAUCAUAUACUGUUACGAGGUGUUUAAAAAUUUCAAGGAUUAUUUGUGUCGGUGAAAGGCCACUUUGGUUUAGUCAAUUGAAUACCAUCUUUGAGCAUGAAUUGGAUUCAAUUGAUCCUACUGGAAAAGAAGUUAUAAAACCUAUUUAUUCUUUCAAUGAUGAUCUUUCCAAGGUUUAUGAAAUUUCUAAUAUUAACCUUAAGAAGUAUCCCACCAUAAAACUGGUCAUUUUUAUAUAUAAUGUGAAAGAUGAUGGCAGAGACUCGAUGAUGCCGUUGCUUAUAGAUUGUCCUUAUGAAGUCCAAUCAAAACUUUUAAUCAAUCCCGAGAAUUUGCAUCAGAAUACCUUGAUUCAUUGUAGAAUCGGUGUUUCGAGGUCGGCUACGCUAGCUAUAGCUCUGGUUAUGAAGUUUGGGAACAUGACAUUAUUAGAAGCGUACAUGUUCGUAAGAGUCCGGAGGUUUAAUAUAAUCAUUCAACCUAAUCUUAGAUUAUUCUACGAAUUGUUCUGCUUCGAAGAAUACUUGAAUCAGGGUUAUAAAACACACUCUUGGUGGAGUUUAUGUCAAGAAAUUUCUAAACUCAACAGUCACUAUUUCAAUUAG
Molecule: messenger RNA, 2259 nt
Organism: Debaryomyces fabryi
Lineage: Eukaryota; Fungi; Ascomycota; Pichiomycetes; Serinales; Debaryomycetaceae
Gene: PPS1
Product: Pps1p
Exons: 1
Coding region: 1-2259 (752 amino acids)
Biological process (GO): protein dephosphorylation; nuclear DNA replication
Molecular function (GO): protein tyrosine/serine/threonine phosphatase activity
Source: RefSeq, a predicted model, not a curated record